Molecule: messenger RNA, 1629 nt
Organism: Aspergillus pseudoviridinutans
Lineage: Eukaryota; Fungi; Ascomycota; Eurotiomycetes; Eurotiales; Aspergillaceae
Product: putative endosome-associated ubiquitin isopeptidase (AmsH)
Exons: 2
Coding region: 1-1629 (542 amino acids)
Biological process (GO): protein K63-linked deubiquitination
Cellular component (GO): membrane; endosome
Molecular function (GO): K63-linked deubiquitinase activity; protein binding; metal-dependent deubiquitinase activity
Source: RefSeq, a predicted model, not a curated record
AUGGCUUCCCAUCCACCCACGCCCGGCAUGGGAGCGUCACCACCUCAGAGCGUGGAAAAGAUCACACGGAUUGCGCAAGACUACGAGUAUAACCCCCUUAUACCACUACGGAACUGGCUGAGGACCGCAUCCACACUCCUCAGAGAGGCUCGAAUAUACGAACGGGAAGGCCAUGACGAGCAAACAUACCUACUGUUAUUUCGACACGCACAACUAGUACUCGUAAACCUAGCAAAUCACCCCGAUGCUAAAGAUGAAAAGUACAGAAAGGCUCUCAUGGAGGCCGAGAAGGAGGUCCGGAUUAAUCUCGGGAAAUUAGAGGCGCUGAAACCCCGGAUCAACAAACGAUAUGAGCGUUACGCCCAGUUGAUGCGCGAACGUCAAGUUCGGACUUCGCAUCAGGAAACAACCUCGUCGAACCAGGCGCAACCAUACGACCCCGCGUUGGCGGGAGUAGUCGAACCUUUGGAGGCAGGGAAGAACAGAGAUUUGGCAGUGCAGCUUGCACGAACGGAGAUUAGCCGGAGGGCGACCGUCAGGAAAGCCUUGCGCCAGGCUGGUGUAUCACUAGAAGAGGAGCAAAGUCGGCGCACGGCGGGUGUCUGGAACAAUUGGGAAGAUGCUGUGGAUAAAAAUGGACGCGGGAUGGAUAAUGACCUGAGCCGCCGGAUUCAAGAUGUGAGACUCAACAUCGACCAGCAAACUCACACGAACGCUCGUCCGCAGCAGCAAAGGAAACCUGCACAGCCGUCCACUAGCACGUACAAGUAUCCCUCCGUCCCUCGAACAAAACCGCUGGAGCCUUUGCCAUCUGCGUCGACAAACGUGUCCCGAGAUGGACACAGCUUGCGCUUGGAAGCUCCAUUGCCACCGCCAAAGGAGCGAUUCGAAUCAAGCCAUCCGACAUUUACUGACGGAGCGUCCCCACCAUCACUGCCCGACAAGGUCUCGUCGACUCCAGCUCCGGCUGUUCCAGAGAAAGGACAGCCUUUGGCAGAUGGCGGAAACUCACUUCCAGACCUGAACCCCUCCAGCUUCACAUUCAAGCCGUCGGCAUAUCUAGAAAACGGGACACCGUUGCGCACCAUGUGGUUACCUCCCGAUCUACGGACACAUUUCCUGGCCAUAGCGGCUCCCAACACGCGUCGCAACCUAGAGACGUGCGGCAUCCUUUGCGGAACUUUGAUUUCGAACGCACUGUUUGUCUCCAGGCUGCUUAUUCCAGAACAAACGGCCACGUCAGACACAUGUGAAACCGUAAACGAGUCGGCAAUCUUCGACUACUGCGAUUCCGAGGAUCUGAUGGUGCUAGGCUGGAUCCAUACGCACCCCACACAGACUUGUUUUAUGAGUUCCAGAGACCUCCACACGCAUUGUGGAUACCAAGUGAUGCUGCCGGAGAGCAUUGCGAUCGUUUGCGCGCCGAGCAAAUCCCCCAGUUGGGGUGUGUUCCGACUCACUGAUCCCCCGGGGCUUAAGACGGUCCUGAACUGUACGCAGAGUGGGUUAUUCCACCCCCAUGCGGAGGCUAAUAUUUACACCGAUGCGCUGCGACCCGGUCACGUCUUUGAAGCCAAAGGGUUGGAAUUCGAGACUGUGGAUCUUCGCCCAAAGGAAUCCCUGGUUUGA